This is a messenger RNA of Pistacia vera, 1263 nucleotides long. RefSeq names its product disease resistance protein RPP8-like. Bases 1 to 1263 code for a protein of 420 amino acids. Gene Ontology annotation, biological process: defense response to other organism. The record is from RefSeq and is a predicted model, not a curated record. Gene Ontology annotation, molecular function: ADP binding. The transcript has 2 exons. Lineage: Eukaryota; Viridiplantae; Streptophyta; Magnoliopsida; Sapindales; Anacardiaceae.
AUGGCAGAGAUUCCAGUGAACUUUGCCAUAGAAACCUUGUCUUCCUUGCUUCUCCAAGAAACCAAGUUGUUGAGAAGAGUAAAGAGAGAAGUUGAAAGCAUCAAAAGAGAAUUGGAGUUCAUCAGAUCCUUCCUCAGGGAUGCAGAUACAAGGGCAUCAACCGAAGAAGAAGGGGAAAGCAAUGGAGGUGUCGUAAGUACUUGGGUAAAACAAGUAAGGGAAGAAGCUUAUGACAUUGAAGACGUCAUAGAUGACUACAUACUUAACGAGGCGAAGCAAGGUGGCAAAGGUCUCGCUGGUUUCCUUCAUAAAAUGUGUUGCUUCAUGAAUGAACUUAAGGUGCGUCAUGGAAUUUCAUCUGAGAUUAAAGAUAUCAAAUCAUCAGUUGCUGCUAUAAAGGAAAGAGCAGAACGCUAUAACUUGAGGCCCAUAGAUCAGGGAGAUUUUAUACCGCACGACUCUCGAGUUGAAUCCUUUUUCAUCCAAGACGCUGAACUUGUGGGCAUCGAAUCUGAUAGAGACCAAUUGAUUGGUUUGUUAGUAAGUGGAACAUCCGACCGUUUAGUGGUUGCAGUUGUGGGCGAAGGAGGACUUGGCAAGACCACUCUUGUCGGGAAAAUUUAUGAGAAUGAUAGAGUGAAGAAGCAUUUCGAUUGCGGGGCUCGGAUCACGGUUGGGAAAGAAUGCACCAAAAUGGAUGUACUAAGAAAAACUAUACAAGCAUUUGAGGGUGUGACAGGUUCUACUCAUGGAGAGAUGGACAAAAUGGAAGAGAAUGAUCUGCUCGCCGCACUGCAAAGAGAAUUAAAGGACAAGUGUUACUUGGUUGUGUUCGAUGACGUAUGGAAACUUGAAUUUUGGGAAUAUAUAGAGUAUGCUUUAAUUGAGAACAACAAAAGCAGUAGGAUUAUGCUCACAACCAGGAACAGGGACGUUGCUGAGCGGAUUCCUCAUGUUAAAAUCCACAGGCUACAACCCUUACCUUCAGAUAAGGCGUUUGAACUUUUUCGCAGAAAGGUUUUUGGUCCUCAGGGCUGUUGUCCCCUCGAGUUGGAGAAACUGUCUCAUGACAUCCUUCGGAAAUGUGGAGGUUUACCACUAGCAAUUGUUACCGUAGGUGGUCUUCUCUCAAACAAGAGCAAGGUUGCCUCUGAGUGGAAAAACUUACUUGAUAACUUGGGGUCACAGUUGGGAAGCAAUUCCCAUCUCAAAAAAAAGCUUGGUUCAAGUGGUAGAGACGGAUUUCAGUGGAAGAUCACCUAG